AUGGCCUGUUUUCACUGGGCCUGUCAGUCAAUCGAUCGGUCGGCUUUCGCACAACCCGGGCCUGUUUUCACUGUGCCGUUAAGUCUACUUAGCGGAGUGUUGUUCGUAACAUUUGGUUUGAUGUACAUUUUAAAACCCCAAGCUCUAAUCAACAGAACGAUCAUGAGAAAAACAAAUAAAGAAACAAUUGUAAUUUACAGCGAAGAUUUGAUGAUAAUUGGGUUCUGUUUUGUAACACUUGGUGUAGUUAUCAUUAUCACUUUUUUUUUUGGAUUUUUCGCUACAUGCACUAAUUUGAGAAAAAGAAUGAUGCAGGACGUUGUUUACAAUCUCGACGUUGAUGUCCCUUUUCUCCAUUAUUCCAUCAUUUUGGUGCACCAUAAUCCUGACCCUUCUGUUCUAGAAUCAUCAUUUGAGGCGAACAUUCUUUACAAAUUUGGCGCAGCUUUACACCAGCUUUUGAUACUUUCUUUGCUGACGCAAAUUUUCUUCUCUGUGUGGUGUGCUAUGUUGACUCUCCAGGUCGCUCCGUCCGGUUUCGUAACAGAAACCGAUAUAUUUGCUUCAUAA
Messenger RNA from Helobdella robusta, 570 nucleotides. RefSeq lists its product as hypothetical. The transcript has 4 exons. NCBI's taxonomy places the organism in Eukaryota, Metazoa, Annelida, Clitellata, Rhynchobdellida, Glossiphoniidae. Bases 1 to 570 code for a protein of 189 amino acids. The record is from RefSeq and is a predicted model, not a curated record.